Messenger RNA from Symbiodinium sp. CCMP2456, 876 nucleotides. Lineage: Eukaryota; Dinophyceae; Suessiales; Symbiodiniaceae. The record is from the annotation of a GenBank genome assembly.
AUGUCCACGGCGGUAUUCACCCCGAAGCAGAUCGCCCAAGCGCUCGGCGUCAGCGAGUCGUCGGUGAAGCGGUGGGUCGAUAGCGGCCGACUGCCGGCGGCGAAGACGGCGGGCGGGCAUCGCAAGGUGCCGCUACCGAGCAUCGCCAAGUUCAUCCGCGAAACGGGCCAUCAGCUCGCCGAACCCGCCGUGCUCGGCAUGGUGGCGACCUCGCGCGGGGCAGCGCUCGAGUCGGCCGUCGAUGAGCUUUUCUCGGCGAUGGUGACAGGCAACGAGCCGGCGUGUCGUGAGUUGGUGCUGUCGUUCUAUCAGCGUGGCGAGCGGAUCGAGGCGAUCGGCGAUCGGCUGAUCGGGCCGGCGUUUCGGUGCGUCGGCGAUGGCUGGGCGGCGGGCGAGGUCGCGGUGCACCAGGAGCGGCGAAGCUGCGAAGUGAUGAUGGCGACGCUGCACGAGCUGCGGCGCUGGCUGCCCCCGCCGGCGGACGACGCGCCGCUCGCGGUCGUGGCGACGCCGUCGCUGGAUUUUUCCGAAGCGCCGCCGCGGCUGGUCGAGUUGGCGCUGCUGGCCGAGGGCUGGCGGGUCGAGAUGGCGGGCAGCGGCCUGCCGCUUAGCGAGAUCGCCGACAUUGUCGACAAGCGCAAGCCGCGGCUGGCGUGCGUGAGCGUCACGCACCUGGAGAGCGACGCCGACGCGUUCGUCGCCGAACUCAACGCCAUGGCCGAUGCGGCGCCGACGAUCGACGGCCGACGCUGUCAGUACGCGGUCGGCGGCACGGCGAUCGAUGACGACGUCCGAUCACGGCUGCGCUGCGGCUUAGUCGGUUCUUCGCUGCAAGAGCUGAUCGACUUUCAGCAAUCACUCCACGCCGACCAUUAA